GUCUGUCAAAUCAUAAAAAAUUCUCAGUCCUCCUAUACAGACUGACCCGACCCGAAUCUGGCCGGUGAAGAUGGAGGUGCAAAGCAGCAACAAUGGCGGUCACUCUUCUUUCUCCAGUUUCUCCGUCUACCUUAACUCUCUCUCCGUGACGCCUUCCCGCUUAGCCCGACGCGCUAUAUCUGUUUCCACGUCUUCCGACGAGAUGAGCCGCGUCCGUGCCGUCUCCGGCGAGCAGAUGCGCCGAACUCUCCGGUGGUAUGAUCUCAUUGGACUCGGAAUCGGCGGAAUGGUCGGCGCCGGUGUCUUCGUCACCACCGGCCGUGCAAGUCGCCUCUACGCCGGUCCCUCGAUCGUCGUCUCUUACGCCAUCGCCGGCCUCUGCGCCCUACUCUCCGCUUUCUGCUACACCGAAUUCGCCGUCCAUCUCCCCGUCGCCGGCGGCGCUUUUAGCUACAUCCGUAUUACAUUCGGUGAGUUUCCUGCAUUUUUCACCGGAGCGAAUCUUAUAAUGGACUACGUAAUGUCAAACGCUGCCGUUUCGAGGAGCUUCACCGCAUACUUAGGAACCGCUUUCGGGAUCUCGACCUCGAAGUGGCGAUUCGUCGUCUCCGGUCUCCCUAACGGAUUCAACGAGAUCGAUCCCGUCGCCGUUCUCGUGGUCCUCGCAAUCACCGUCAUCAUCUGCUGCAGUACAAGAGAGAGCUCGAAGGUGAACAUGAUAAUGACUGCAUUUCACAUCGCGUUCAUAUUCUUCGUGAUCGUGAUGGGAUUCUUAAAAGGAAAUCCGAAGAAUCUAUCACUUCCAGCGAAACCAGAGCAUCCGUCGGGGUUUUUCCCUUUCGGCGCGGCGGGAGUUUUCAACGGAGCCGCCAUGGUAUACUUGAGCUACAUAGGAUACGACGCCGUUUCAACCAUGGCGGAAGAAGUACAAAAUCCGGUGAAGGAUAUUCCCGUCGGCGUCUCCGGUUCAGUCGCCAUCGUCACGGUGCUCUAUUGCCUCAUGGCCGUGUCAAUGUCAAUGCUCCUCCCAUACGAUCUGAUAGAUCCGGAGGCGCCGUUUUCUGCGGCGUUCAGAGGAUCGGACGGCUGGGAGUGGGUGACGAAAGUGGUGGGGAUAGGAGCGAGCUUUGGGAUAUUAACGUCGCUUUUGGUGGCGAUGUUAGGUCAGGCUCGGUACAUGUGCGUCAUCGGACGGUCCAGAGUGGUCCCCGUUUGGUUCGCUCAGAUUCAUCCCAACACAUCUACGCCAGUCAACGCCUCCACUUUUCUUGGCAUUUUCACGGCGGCUCUUGCGCUCUUCACCGACCUAAACGUCCUCCUAAACCUCGUCUCCAUCGGAACACUAUUCGUCUUCUACAUGGUCGCAAACGCUCUCAUUUUCAGGCGUUACGUCCCGAUCGGACCCACCAAGCCAUGGCCCACACUCUCUUUCCUCACACUAUUCUCCAUUACCUCUCUCGUUUUCACCCUCAUCUGGAAACUUGCGCCACAAGGCAACCUUAAGGCUUUCAUGCUCGGUUCCUGUGCGGUGGUGGCUAUAGCGAUCGUGCUGAUUUUCCAUUGCGUGGUCCCUCAGGCGAAUAAACCGGAGUUAUGGGGUGUCCCGUUCAUGCCGUGGACCCCGUGCGUGUCGAUUUUCUUGAACAUAUUCUUGCUCGGUUCGUUAGACGCACCGUCGUACGUCCGGUUUGGUUUCUUCUCCGGUUUGAUCGUGCUUGUGUAUUUGUUUUAUGGUGUACAUGCGAGCUCUGACGCUGAAGCGAAUGGGUCUUUUGGUGUGAAAGAUGGCCAUGUCUUGAAAGAACUAACAGAAGUGUAACAACUAAAAAGUAAUUAGUUUGAUUUUUUAAAAAUUAGCUUCUGUAAUUAUUAAACUCUCUAAUUUUAUUAAGGAGGGGCGGAAAUAAUUAAAAAAGCUAUUUAAUAUAACUUUAGGGAGCAUAGCUUAUCUAAACUCUCUCAAUUUUUAAGUGGGGACUUAAAGAAUG
This is a messenger RNA of Eutrema salsugineum, 1988 nucleotides long. RefSeq names its product cationic amino acid transporter 6, chloroplastic. Gene Ontology annotation, biological process: transmembrane transport; amino acid transport. The record is from RefSeq and is a predicted model, not a curated record. Gene Ontology annotation, molecular function: amino acid transmembrane transporter activity. NCBI's taxonomy places the organism in Eukaryota, Viridiplantae, Streptophyta, Magnoliopsida, Brassicales, Brassicaceae. The transcript is spliced from 4 exons. Gene Ontology annotation, cellular component: plasma membrane. Bases 71 to 1819 code for a protein of 582 amino acids.